AUGGUCCUAAAGACAGCGCCGGCCUUCGCCAUCUGCACCUCCAACAACGUCCUGAACCUCUUCGCGGCCCCCGCACACUCCAAGUCCAUAACGUCACCACCCCGACGCCAGACCCUCGACGCCAGACGACCACAACGCAGCACAACAUCACGAUGCUACGCGACAGAGAGAAACACACAGUCAAAUCCUUCUGACGAUGGUCCCAAGGCAUGCCCCGCCUGGCCGGCCUGCGCCAACCCAACACCCUACGACAUCUUCGCAAUAGACAAGUCCGCACCUUACACCAAAGCUCGUUUCGCCCAGCUCGUGAAGCAGUACCACCCCGACAAGCACCACUCAACCCCGCUCGACGCCCUCUCCCCCCAGGCACGCCUCGAGCGGUACCGCCUCGUCGUCCUCGCGAACGACAUCCUCAGCAGCCCCGACAAGCGCAGCGCCUACGACUCCUGGGGCGCCGGCUGGCACAUGCCCGGCACCGGCGUCCGCGACGACCGGGACAUUAACGAGAUAUACCGGCAGGCCGACCGCGCAUGGCGUCACAGUCCGAAUAACCCGGGCAUGAACGCGACGUGGGAGGAUUGGGAGCGGUGGCACGGCCGCAACAAUGGCAAGGAGAGGCAGCAGCCCGUCUUCAUGUCCAAUGCGAGCUUCGCGGCGCUAGUGUUGGCUGCGCUGGCGGUCGGGACGGUGGCGCAGACGACGCGGAUGGAUAAUAACUCUGCCAUAAUUAUCGAGAAGAGGCAGCUUCACGAGGCGAAUAUCAGUGACGCCCUCAGGAGGCAGAGUGCCGCCGUGGCCGGCAAGGGCAGGGAAGAGAGAAUCGAGAGGUUCCUGAGGGAAAGGGAGAAUCUGAAUUAUGACUUCGCGCCGGCCAAGCUUGAUGCGAGGCACGGGUCGGAUCCCAAGUAG
Messenger RNA from Colletotrichum karsti, 909 nucleotides. Its product is annotated as hsp40 co-chaperone. The record is from RefSeq and is a predicted model, not a curated record. NCBI's taxonomy places the organism in Eukaryota, Fungi, Ascomycota, Sordariomycetes, Glomerellales, Glomerellaceae. Bases 1 to 909 code for a protein of 302 amino acids. The transcript has a single exon.